Molecule: messenger RNA, 932 nt
Organism: Salvia splendens (bonfire salvia)
Lineage: Eukaryota; Viridiplantae; Streptophyta; Magnoliopsida; Lamiales; Lamiaceae
Product: protein MEI2-like 7
Exons: 4
Coding region: 28-825 (265 amino acids)
Molecular function (GO): nucleic acid binding
Source: RefSeq, a predicted model, not a curated record
CCUCUCUCUCUCUCUCAUAACAUCAACAUGUGUGUCAACCUCCCAAAGCAACUGAAUCCUCACGCCGAUGAAUGGCGGCCGAGCCCUCCACUUCCCCCACCGCUUCCUCCCCUUCCCCACGCCCUCUUCUCAUACGCUCCGCCGCCAUAUUAUGUCGUCUACCUACAAAACCACACCAUUUCCCAUCAACAACGACACACCCCCAAAAAGCCUCUAAAGAAUCGUCUCCCCCCGCGCCUUCUUAAGGCUAAGGCUAAGACACCACCACCGCCACCGCCACCGCCACCGCCUCCACCUCCGAAGCUAAAAUGGAGGCCAAAGAAUGCGCCACCACUGCCCACUUUAAAGGCUUCCCCCGUUGCCGCAUCGUCUUCAAACACGACUCUGAUGAUCAAGAACAUUCCCAAUCAACUGAGAAGAGAAUUCAUGCUGAAAUUUCUUGAUGGCUACUGUAAAACUCAUUCUGUGGCGUAUGAUUUCUUCUACCUCCCCUUUGAUUUCAGGAAGCUGGGAAACUUGGGUUAUGCUUUCGUUAAUUUCACAAAUGCGGAGGCCGUGGUGAAAAUGAAGAAGGUUCUCUCCGGCUUCAAAUGGCGGGAAUAUUACACCGAAGAUGGUGAAUUUGUGUGUAGCCACAAAGUUUGUGAGAUCAAGUGGGCUAGGGUUCAGGGGAAAGAAGCUCUGAUUAGAAGGUUCGAGAAGUCGACCUUUGUCUGCAACGAUAUGGAGUUUUUGCCGGUGGUUCUGGAGCCGCCGCGCGAUGGAUCGGACCGGAACCCGGCGGCGCCGGUGAAUGUGGGCAGAAUCUGCCGCGGAUGUUAUUAAAAUAUUGGGUUUUAUAGAAGGGCAGUGUUUUCAAUGUCUCCCUAGCGGUAUGGGUAUAGGAGUAGAAGCUUGGGUGAUUUGGAAACAUAUGUUAGUAGAGUAGUAUU